Sporisorium graminicola is the source of this 4290-nucleotide messenger RNA. RefSeq lists its product as uncharacterized. Gene Ontology annotation, molecular function: protein binding; guanyl-nucleotide exchange factor activity. The transcript has a single exon. The record is from RefSeq and is a predicted model, not a curated record. The coding region runs from base 1 to 4290 and encodes 1429 amino acids. Gene Ontology annotation, biological process: Ras protein signal transduction; positive regulation of GTPase activity. Gene Ontology annotation, cellular component: plasma membrane. NCBI's taxonomy places the organism in Eukaryota, Fungi, Basidiomycota, Ustilaginomycetes, Ustilaginales, Ustilaginaceae.
AUGGCCUCAUCCGCCUCGGCCUACACCGGUCCCACUGCCGUCGCUUCUCGAGACAGAGCAUCAGCCAACCGGCACUACGCGCCGCAACAUUCCUUUCUCCCAUCCACAGACUCGGCAGUCAGCCUCGACACUCCAUUUUCUUCCCGCUUCGAACGCGCCGCCUCGGUUCAACAACCAGCCAUGGCAUCUUGGGCCUCUACAUCAUCCGCCGUCCAUGCAGACGCCAGCAUCAUGGCCUCCGAAGUGGACGGGACCGACGACGACGAGUACGACUCUCACGCCGAAGAACACGUCGUGGCGUUGCACGACUUCAAUUCCAUCAAUGCCACCUGCCUCUCCUUCCAAGCCGGUCAGGUCAUCAAGGUCUACAACCGUGAUCCGUCUGGCUGGUGGGACGGCGAACUCGAUGGUCAGCGCGGCUGGUUCCCCAGCAAUUACGUGGACCAGGAGGCCGUCUACGUCUCGGACGACGGUCACAACGACAGCUACUCGUACGAUGAUAGCCACCAGCUUCGCAACUCGACCACCUCGCAAAGCUCGUCCGACUUUGACAGUGUCGCCGGCUAUCGCCCCGCAGAUCAAGCUGCUCUCCAACACGAGCGAUUCUUCUCGGCCGCCUCGUCGCGCUCAUCCACACCCACAGAAGACCGCGGCGAUGGCGGCGUCCUCGACCCCAUCCUUCACGCCAUCUCGCUCCUCCGAAAUGCUGUUCGUGCCAACCGCGUCGCCCACUUCCAGCCGUCCACCGCCUGCGUUAUUUCCUCGGUCCGCUCCGUUUUGUCCGCCACCGACUGCCUCACACGCGAAUCUGCCGUCCUCAAGACAAAUCCGCACCUCGCCCGCGAGCGCAAAGCCAUCCUCUCGGAGCUCAGUAAGCUCGUUGCACAAGCGCGCAGAGCCUCUGCGCCUAUGGUCGACGAGACACAACGGCCGAAUGAGAUGGAUGCCAUGCUCGCUCUUGCAGACACGGUUCUUGCCAACGUGCGCACUUUUAUAGAAGUCGCACUCGAAUGCGGGGUGCCCGUCCCCGACCGUCGUUCCUCGGUUUACGAUGAUCUCUACGCAAAACGCGGUACCUCGCAAGCCAGUGGCCCCGAAUUGGACAAGACGCCCACCCCUGGGUACUCGCAGAUCCGCGAUUCCGGCGCCAGAAGUCACGCUUCCCACGUCUCGGCACGUCAAUUGCAGUAUAGCGAUCAUCCUGAUACCGCGCAAAGCAAUGCCGACUUGCAUCGCCCCUACGCCCAGCGUCGUCAUCCCUCGGACGGUUCCGUGGGAUCCUCCGAUGGCGGUGCCCAAGCCAUUGCUCAAGCACGUUCCAUGACCCAGCGCCAGCUCGACGGAGGCCGCGCUGAAGUCGUCGCUGCUGCUGUCGCUCACCACCUCGGCAUGGCCCGCUCGCGCUCCGACUCGAGCUCCGACUCGCCGGAAUCGGCGUCAGGCCACGAUACUGGCUCACAUCACGGCUCGACUGGCUCUACCGCCGGCGACGACGAUGGGCCGCCGAGCCCCAUCGAACGCACGGCCUACGAGGUCAUGCAGCGGCUCAGCGUCACAAACGACCAGCUGCUGUCCAUCAUUGCGGCUUUCAUCGGCCACGUUCACACCCACACCUCCGAGAGCCAUGCGUCCAGCUACGCAUACCUCAUCGACAUGACGCGCGAGGCUGUGGUUGGCGUUCGCAAUCUUUUGCUGGUGGUAGAAGCCGUCAACAACAACGUCGUGCUACAGCAGAUCCGCCCGCGAGAGACGUCGAUCCUGUGGGAGACGCGUGAGAACCUGUACGAAGCGACGACGCAGCUCGUCACCGCAGCGCGUGUCGUCACAUCGGCGCCCUCGGCCUCGAUCACGGCGGGCUCGGUUGCCGAAGCCGAAGACAAGUCGCGCCUGCUCCAGGCUGCCACGAGCGUCUUGCGAACCGGCGGUGAGUGUGUCGGAGCGGUGCGACUUUGCAUCGACCGUCUCGAUCCCACCUUCACCAUUGCCUUGCCCGAACCUUCGCGAACUCGUCAUUCGCAAACCAAUGAGCAUCCGCGGACCUCGACCGUGCGCGAGCAAGACCACCAGCCGCAACGGGACCAGGCGCUCGACGACAGCAGCCGCAAUGACCUUCGAAGGAAGAACACGCUCUCAUUCCUCGGUCGCAAAGCGACGAGUCUGUCCCUGCUUAAGCAGAACUACGAGCGAGAUGAGCACCAACAUGAAUUUGACGACAUCGAUGAGGACGAGCAGAGCGAAGAGGACCUGGCAGCAAGCAAGCUCAGAUCCAAAUCUACGCAGCUGGGCGCGCGCCCACCUUAUGCUGCGAUGGAUCGAUCAUCGUCGCUGCAGGCGUCGAGUUCCGAUCCUGUAGAACGCAUCGCACAGCAUGCACAGUCUCGCAGUAUAGAUGCGAGAGGUCCUGAACCAAAGGCUGCCUCGCUUAUCAGCAGCAGCGGCAGCGGCUCUGGUGCUGGUUCGUCUGUCGGAGCGCUCUCGCAGGAUGGGCUCAGAACGUCGCUCUCGACGAUUCAGUCGCUUCGUUCCGAGGUCACGGGAGAGACCUCCGCCCGCCCUUCGCUCGAGAUGCAAAAGGUGGCAGCUGCCGUCCCCGACGCACAUACCACCGCACAAACGGCAGCAAAGCAAUUGGCUGGGGGCGUGGUCGAUCGUCAGUCGAUGUACAGGGAACAGAGGGCUCCCUCGGUCUCGAUCGAGUCUCGCUACAUGGCUCCCGACUACGAGACCUCGGACGUCGUGUGCAACUCGGAAGGCCAGGUCACCGGCGCCACCUUGAAGGCGCUCGUGGAAAAGAUGACGCCGCACGAUACCAUGAUCGAGGCUACGUUUUCGACUGCCUUCUUCCUGUGCUUCCGGAUGUUCACCUCGCCGCAAGAGCUGCUCGAGGCGUUGGUCGCUCGUUUCGAGAUGCGACCUCCCGCCGACGUGCCCAUGAGCGAGGCGGACAUGACGCGCUGGAACGACAAGAAGCUGGUGCCCGUGCGUCUGCGCGUGCUCAAUCUACUGAAAAGCUGGCUCGAGAACCAAUGGAAUCCAUCGACGGAUCGCGUCAUCUUGCAGCAGCUCAUCAUAUUGGCCGAACGAUGGACCGGCGCCGGCCCUAUCUCGGGGCCUGCACAUCGCCUGGCCGAGCUGGCGCGCAAACGUCUGGACGGAGCCACGCAAAAGACUACCGUGUUGGUGGGCAACACGAGAGGACCGGGUAGCUUGCAGCGCGUUAUCUCGUCCGAACGCGUGAAAGGUGGUCUGGGCCUUGCUAUGACGGAGGCCUCGCAAAUGUACGCGCCUUCGGCUUUCUCGAAAGGCGGCGCUUUGCCCCCGACGUCGGUGGUAUCCAAGACGCUGCUGUCGAACCUGCGAAACGACAACUUUGACAGGAUCAGCAUCCUGGACUUUGACCCGCUCGAGCUUGCGCGCCAGCUGACCAUCCUGGACAGCAAACUGUACUGCGCCAUUCAGCCAGAGGAGCUUCUCGGAUCCAAGUUUACCAAGGAGACGAAGGCGGCGGGCGUGGCUGAAGACGUGCACGUCAAGAGCAUGUCGUCCAUGUCGACGAGGAUCACGGGCUGGAUCAGCGAGUGCAUCCUGGGCGAGGCGGAUGCCAGAAAGCGCACGCAGCUGCUCAAGUUCUUCAUCAAGCUGGGCGACCGUUGCGAGCAGCUCAACAACUUCCACACGCUCAUGGCGAUUCAAUGUGCGCUCAACUCGUCGACGAUCGCACGAUUGAAAAAGACAUGGGACGGCCUGUCGACCAAGUACCGCGGCAUGAUGGACCACCAGCGGCGUGCGGUCGAGCACACGCGCAACUAUGCAGGAUAUCGUGCGCGACUUCGCAAUACGACGCCGCCGGCGAUUCCCUUCCUAGGUCUGUUCUUGACCGAUCUCACGUUCUGCCACGAGGGCAACGCGCCAACGCGACCUGCGCCGUCGAACCCGGAAAAGAAGCUACUCAACUUUGACAAGUACAUCAAGAUCAGCCGCAUCGUGGGCGAGGUGCAGCGCUUCCAAGUGCCGUACAAUCUGGUGGAAGUGCCCGAGAUGCAGAAGUUCCUCAAGAGCGCGCUUGACGACGUGCAGGGUGCGCAGGGAGGUCGCGGUGCCGAUGACCUGUAUCGACGCAGUUUGCUGCUCGAACCGCGUGCUGGCAGCAAAGCGUCUGCGCCCGGUUCCUCGUCGACGGCAUCACUGACAGGAAGCCUGGCGAUGCGUCAGAGCAGCAACGGGGCGCCAUCCGAGAACGGCAAGCUUGCUGGUCUGGAUAUCUUCAACUGGCGUGCGGACAAGGCGUGA